AUGACGUCACCAUUGGAUACACUCACUUCAAACAAUGUCAAAGAUUUGCUUUCUGAUAAAUAUAUUCUAAUUCUUGGUGAUUCAGUCGUUAGAGGUUUAUAUAAAGAUCUAAUUAAAUUUUCAAAUGUAGAUGAUUUCCUUAGUGAAGAAGAACUUCGUGUUAAAGGUGAAAAACGUUUCUAUGGUGAUCGAUUAAUCAAUGGUGGUGUUCAAAAAGGUCUUACAAAUGGAAUUGAUUAUGAAGAAGUUCGUGAACAUAUAGCUGGUGGUCUACGCCGUAUUCGAUUUUAUUUUUUGACAAGAUGUUAUUCAUCCUAUAUGAAAAAUGUUAUAUUUAAUGAUAUUAAAAAUCAAGCAAUUAAACCAGAUAUAAUUAUAAUGAAUAGUUGUUUAUGGGAUAUAUCUCGAUAUGGAAUUCAUUCAAUGAGAUCAUAUCAACGAAAUAUUGAUCGUAUAAUGGGUUCAUUUCGACAAAUGUUACCCGAUGCACUUUUUCUAUGGCUUUCAGCAUUACCUGUUUCAAAUUCAUCGAAUGGUUAG
Molecule: messenger RNA, 540 nt
Organism: Rotaria sp. Silwood2
Lineage: Eukaryota; Metazoa; Rotifera; Eurotatoria; Philodinida; Philodinidae
Source: the annotation of a GenBank genome assembly